Syngnathus acus (greater pipefish) is the source of this 657-nucleotide messenger RNA. It is a transcript of the gene tomm7, whose product is annotated as translocase of outer mitochondrial membrane 7 homolog (yeast). NCBI's taxonomy places the organism in Eukaryota, Metazoa, Chordata, Actinopteri, Syngnathiformes, Syngnathidae. Gene Ontology annotation, biological process: protein import into mitochondrial matrix. The transcript is spliced from 3 exons. Gene Ontology annotation, cellular component: mitochondrial outer membrane translocase complex. Bases 78 to 245 code for a protein of 55 amino acids. The record is from RefSeq and is a predicted model, not a curated record.
GUCCUGUUCGUUUCUGUCAUGGCUCAUUUCCGCUUCCGUGUCCUUGGUUGCACUCACGCUGCAGCGUACAGCAAAAAAUGGCAAAAUUAAGUAAAGAGACUAAACAGCGGCUGCAGCAACUGUUCCAGUGUGGACAAUUCGUCAUCCGAUGGGGAUUUAUUCCAACAGUGCUGUACUUGGGCUUCAAACGAGGAGCAGAUCCAGGAAUGCCGGAGCCUUCAGUCUUGGGUUUACUUUGGGGUUGAAGAAGGAUGACGUGCACCUGCAUCAACAACCUCCACCCGAAGACCACGACGACCAUCAUGCAUUGAACAUUUAGUUGGCCACAUUUUGCUCUGAAAGUCAAUGUCAGUAUAUGAAGUGUCAAUUUGGUCUGAGAUAUUUAUUUGUUAUUGUUACGACACUCUCUUGAAGUCUGUUCCAUGUUUUUGUCAAUAAAUGUCUGACAGUAAAGCCCAUAAGUGUCCUUACUAUAGUUCAGUUUUGCAAAUAUAUAUACAAUGUAUUUGAAUCUCAUGAAAAAAAGAUUUCAGUAGUUCAAUCUAAUAAGUGAAAUUCUCAAAAGACACCUGCCAAAGUGUUAUAAAUCAAGCAAUUCAAUUCAUAAGUAAGCAAAUAUAGUUUUAUUCAUGUUUUAAAAAUACAUUCAGUUUAAAA